This is a messenger RNA of Cajanus cajan (pigeon pea), 1418 nucleotides long. Its product is annotated as tubby-like F-box protein 3. The record is from RefSeq and is a predicted model, not a curated record. Gene Ontology annotation, molecular function: protein binding. Lineage: Eukaryota; Viridiplantae; Streptophyta; Magnoliopsida; Fabales; Fabaceae.
GCCGGAGCUGGAGACAAAUCACCAAAGACAUUGUCAAAACACCCGAACUUUCCGCCAAGAUCACCUUCCCCAUUUCUGUUAAACAGCCUGGCCCAAGGGAGAAUCUCCUCAAAUGCUUUAUAAAGCGCAACAGGUCCACCCAAACGUAUUAUUUGUAUCUCAGUUUAACUAGUACGCUAGCUGAAGAUGGGAAGUUCCUUCUGGCUGCACGCAAAUGCAGACGUCCAACCUGCACAGAUUAUAUCAUCUCUCUUGAUGCAGACGAUAUGUCAAAGGGAAGCAACACCUAUGUUGGGAAGCUAAGAUCAAAUUUUCUUGGAACAAAGUUCACUAUCUAUGAUGGCCAGCCACCUCAUGCAGGGGCAAAGAUUAUGAAAAGCCGCUCCACAAGACUGGUGAAUCUUAAACAAGUUUCACCUAAGGUCCCUACUGGGAACUAUCCAGUGGCUCACAUCUCAUAUGAAUUGAAUGUGCUAGGCUCAAGGGGGCCUAGGAGAAUGCAUUGUGUCAUGGAUUCCAUUCCUGCCGCAGCAAUUGAACCUGGGGGUGCAGCUCCUACACAGACCGAGUUCUCUCUGAACAACAUAGAUAUGUUUCCUUCAUUCCCCUUUUUUCGAUCAAAAUCAAAUCGUGUGGAAAAUUCCAUGUCUGGACCCCUGGCUGAUCAAAAGGAUGGGAUGCUAGUGUUGAAAAACAAGGCUCCCAGGUGGCAUGAGCAGCUGCAGUGUUGGUGCUUAAACUUUCAUGGACGGGUGACAAUUGCCUCGGUUAAAAACUUUCAGCUGGUGGCUUCCGCUGAAAAUGGACCUGCUGGACCAGAACAUGAUAAGAUUAUCCUUCAGUUUGGAAAAGUUGGGAAGGAUUUGUUUACAAUGGACUACCGGUACCCUAUUUCAGCAUUCCAGGCAUUUGCAAUCUGCCUCAGCAGCUUUGAUACCAAGAUUGCCUGUGAAUGACAUGUUUAAACAGCUUGAAUCGAGAUUAUAUAGCUAUCUCUUGCUGCUGGGAGAAGUAUGGUUUGACUUGAAUGUUAAUUGUUGGGAAGCUGACCCAUGAAAAAUGUUUGGAUGGGUGUUGAACAGAAUUUCGAAGGACACAAUUCAUCAGCUCUUUGGAAGUUGACAUGAAAUUGGAAUAUUACUUGGAAUUCUUCCACCCUCUCCCCACAAAACAAAACAAAAAAAAAAAAGAAAAGGGAAAAAUACGUUUUUCUGUCCCCCGUGUACAUAAAUUUUAUCUCAUUUUUUUUUCCUCAAACAGUUUGGUUGUUUAUGGUAAUAUAGUAGUGGUUGUUUAAAACAUGUCUUGUGGGGACAUGUUUUGUUAAUGCUUUCACGAGAACAUGUUUUGUUAGUGGGACUACUUGUAAGGACACAAUCAUACGCAACUUGCUAUCUGCAAUUCCUUUCGUUCCGUAA